This is a messenger RNA of Pseudozyma flocculosa PF-1, 6240 nucleotides long. RefSeq lists its product as uncharacterized. The transcript is spliced from 2 exons. The record is from RefSeq and is a predicted model, not a curated record. Gene Ontology annotation, biological process: regulation of ARF protein signal transduction. NCBI's taxonomy places the organism in Eukaryota, Fungi, Basidiomycota, Ustilaginomycetes, Ustilaginales, Ustilaginaceae. Gene Ontology annotation, molecular function: guanyl-nucleotide exchange factor activity; GTPase activator activity. Bases 1 to 6240 code for a protein of 2079 amino acids.
AUGCUUGCCUCGGCCGGUUUGCAGGCCGCCGCGGCGGGGUCCAGUGACGCAGCCAUGAGUGCCGGCCAGCCUCGUCAUGUGGAUGCGUUGACUCGCAACGGCUCCAUCGCUCGUUCCGAUGCCAUCGCCAAGCUCAAGAGAGCGGCCUCGCAAAGGGAGAUGAGGACGAAGCCGCCAAGUGGCCAUCCACCUGGCCCGCAGUCCACAGGCAGCGGAGGGCCGUCUCCGGCGCAGAUCCUGCCAAAGGACGCCUCGACCCCUCUGAUAGCCACGGAGCCGCCUACGUCUCAGACCCCGUCACACCAACUCGGUGGGUCUGCCGCCGCCAGUCCGUCCAGGAACAUAGGUCCGCCCACGGCCUUAGCACAGCUGCGCGGGGCAGACUUUAGGCCGGAAGCUCUACCGUUGGACUCGCCCCCGGUUUCAGCGGGCGACGCAUUUUCCGCAGUGGCUCCUGCGGCGGACCACCUCCAAACGCCGACGGCCGAGAUCAACAGCGAGCGCUCACUCUCUCCCUUGGUAGCUCUGCGCGACCGUGCAGCGGCAAGGUCUCCGCUGCCUUCGCUCGAACAGCUACGCGCUCGCAUUCUGCACGAGAGGGAGGCCGCUGGCCUGCAGCGAAGUGCCAGUACUAGCGCCGCCAGUCAGGCCGCCCGAGCGUAUGCAUUGGAGAAGCUGCUCGGCACCAGCAGCACCGAUCGCUUCUACGACCAUUCCAAGGAGGGCACCUUGAUCGAGCGAGGCGCUGCCACGCCCUCGCCAACGCUGGCCAAACAUCCGGAAAGUUCGAGCGACAACGACGAGGGCAUGGUCAGCGAUGGAGCAACAGCCCGCUCGCCUCGCCGUGACAGGUCCUCGCUUCGACGCAGCAGGACGAUCGGAGGGCUCAGCGCCAUGGCGGAGAAGCAAAGGAAGGCAGCCUUCGUCGAAGGUGUUUUCCUCGCCGUUCCUGGCGCCAACUCCAAUCGACUAUCCAGGGUCAGGCAACAGACGUACGGGCUGCAAAACUCGACGGUCGAUUCGAGCACGGCGUCAGCACCAACGACGUCUCCUGAACCCGGGGCAGGCCCGGCUGCAAGCGUUGCGCCGCUGGAGAUGGCCGCCGUGACCCGGUCAGUCUCACAAAGGCAGAUCGCACGCACCGAAAUGAUUCGCAAGCUUUCCACACGGGGACGCGCAACGAAUGCUAGCGACGUCGAGGACUCGCAGCCGUCGUCGUCGAUGAGCUCGCUUUCAGCCUCUCCAUUGCCCUUUGGUCUGGCCAGGCGUACACAGGCGGCGCCGGCGACGAUCGCCCGUUCAGACUCGAGCAGACCGGAUGCGGUCGAAGCUUCCACGGCAAUCCCAACAGCACCACCCGGUCACGUCGAAGGGAUCGCGAGCACCUGGAGCGGGCUCGAUGCAUCUCCGCAAUUGCCGGCAACAUCUGAUUCGAACCAGCAGCCCUCGACGAUCCUCUUUCCGGUGGAUGGCUCUCAGACACUGGCACCGUCCCUGCCCUUCACCCCAGCAUCAGGGUUGUGGACCCCCCCAGGCGGAUCCAGCCUGUCAACGGAUCGGACGCCUCCUUGUUAUGAAGCGGGUGCCGACACUUCCUACAGCGGCGAUGACAGCGACGAUGGGAGCGAUCCUCAAGGCGCGUACGACAGUCACGAUGCCGACGAUGAUGCUUUCUACGGCCUUUAUGGAUCCCCACGCGAGGACGGCGAAAACGUGCGGAGUGAAGGCGGCCCGGGCGUCCCCGCCGGCGUCGUGAAGCGGCCAGACGCGAGGGCCGCCCUGUCGGGGAUGGGCGGCAUCGCUCCGACGCAGGCCCCGUCUGCUCAGAAGCCAGCGGACGAGCCGGCUCGCAGCCCACGGCUGAUCCGUGCGCCUAUCAAGGACCGUGCUGGCCAAACAUCUGCCGUCCCCUCUCUACCGCCACCACUCCAGACCUCUGGUCUCAACGACGGCGGUAUGCCGUCAACGCCUCCAUCGCAGCCUUCGUUCCGGCAUCCGGCAUCAGUCCCCUGCGACACGUCGCCAAAUUACGAGCUUGAGAUGGAAGAUAUCCGGAAGUCCUCCAUCCUGACGAUCAGCCCAGGUGGUAUCAACGUCCCGUUCCGAUUCUUCGACCACGACACCAACCCGUAUCCCGGUCGAGAAAGGACCGCAAUCGCGUCACGGGGCCAGGGCUCGGGCGAUUGGCCGCUGUCCGUGGACUCUUCGGUAUCCCUCCCUUCUGGACGGGAAAGCGUGGACGCGUUGGCCGGCAUCGGUUUCCGCGGGUCUGGAGACAUGCCGCCCUAUGCCGAUGAUGGCUCUGGAGACAAUGAUCGAGCAGCCUACGACUCUAUCGCUCCGGCAAACUCGGGUCUGGACGCAGGCUACGGUGCUAUGGAUUCAAGGCGUCUAGCCACCGACUUGGAUCCGAGCUCGAUUUCGGCCGACGGGGGCCGAGGUUCAACCCUGUUGACAGUGCCGUCUCUCCGAGCCAACCCGUCGGAGCGUCUGAACGCCAUCCUGGGAUCCAGCUUCGUGCGCGAAUACGCCCGAGACACCGACUUUGAUCUUCACAGCCGAGCCUCGCACGAUGAAGCCUCGUCCGCACACGAGCGGGUACCUGAAGUAGAUUUUUUGGAGCCCGAAGAAGGCAGCCAGGCGCAGACGAUCGAGACGGAGACCGAAUACGUCGGCCAAACGAGCUCUGGCAGGUCUGAGAGUGGCAACAUUCGCGUCAAGGCACAGACGAGCGAUUGGGCGCAGGACCCGUCCGACAAUGAGCUCGACGACCAUUACCUUCGCAAGGCCGAUCGCAUGGCGGCGGAGCUAGGUCGCUUGACAAGAGAAACGCGGGCGAAUCGCCUCGCCGACGAGCCGAAUGCGUCGGCAUGGCGUGACAACCUCAAUACCGCGCCGGAUGGGCACGUGCCCUCCGUUGUGCGGAGAGAUCGCGGCCAAGGCGCUGCCGCUCUUCCCAACACGGGGCAGCCAUCGCCAUCGCCGUUUCCGCCCUCGCCGUCUCAAGAGGCUAUCGUUCAGGCUACAUUCCAGCGCCGAUGGGCAGCUUCUGCGGCGGCAACACCGACUGGUGCUGAGACCGGCUCCAACCAUCCUGCGGGGAGCCUGAAGUCCGAGGCAAGCUCUUCUCAGAACAGAGAAGCCGAUUCCGGAUCCGGGUUGCGGCCGGGUGGCGGCGCAGCAUCACAGGCAGCUCGCCGGACGCAUUCGCAUCAAGCGUCCAUUGACAGCCUGAUCUCUGCCCUCGACGCGGGGGGCACCUUGAAAGCACCGUCUGGCCUGUCGCGGGCUGCUUCCGCACGCACUGCGGUCCGAGUACCCUUGACCGUGCAGGCUGCCACGAGCAUCCCGGCACCGAUGCGCAGCGUGCCGGCAACCUCUGGACCGCAGCUGACCAGCCUCCUGUCCAAUGACAAGCUGGCACCGUUCCCUGGUCUGAUCCCCACGGCCACCUCCGGCAGAGCCGUCAAUCAUUCGGGUCCGGCCUCGACCCAGGACCAUGCCCUACACGAAGGUUUCCGAACGGCCUCUGCUCAAUUGCGAUCGCAACCGCACUCGAAUCUGCAAUCGUCGCAGCCGCACUUGCAACCGUCCGGAUCUGCCACACCCAUUGCCGUGCCGGCCAUUCUGAGCCCCGCGCCUGACAGUGGCAGCGAAAAGCCGGAGACGGACAAGCCAAGCAGCUUCUUGACUACGCUUCGCCGGAAGGCGUCCGGCGCUUUUGUGGGCAAUCACGCUCGCACUGGCUCCAAGGACGGCUUCUGGUCUCGGAAGGCAAGCAUCAAACGAUCAAACUCUGCGGUCAAAGCAGGCAAAUCAGGGCGCGAAGCCCGUGCCCUCAAGAUUGAGCAUCCACACCACGUCGGCGGUCCGGUGCAGAUCAUCUCCCCAUGGAGACACGAGGCCAAUCAAAAUUCGCCCGCCUCUGUGUCGACCGGCGGCAGUCCGGACAUCCUGCAUACUCUCGGCACGUUUCCAGAGAGCACCAGCUCGGGCAAGCUUCGCGAAGACCUCGAGGACGGCAGUGCAGACGCCGGCGUCUCAACCGCAGCGGCCGGCGCCACGGCUGGUCUGGCUCCAGCGACCGUCGCCAUGGCGAGGCGAUACAGCCGCAUGUUGACAGACACGCGAGCGCCGAUGGCUGUGCCAGGUGUCCUCCCCGCCACGUCCCUGGAUCCCCCGAGGAAACUGCUUCUGGACGAGCCCGUCUUCCAGGUGAUCAGCGCCACCACGAUCAAGGACCGCUACCUCUUCCUCUUCAGCGACAUCUUGGUCAUCGCCAAGCCCAUCGCACCGCCAGGAGGAAGGGCUCCCGAUGGCGAAGCGACGAAACUGAAGGGCGCCGCCGUCCUGCCAGACUCGCGGUGGAGUUUCUCCGUCAAGAACAUCUUGGAACUCGCCCGCGUCAAAGUCAGCAUCACGGCCAGCUCCAGGCGCUCUCCGGCCAAGUCUCGCGCCAAGAAUCCGACGCUGCUGGCUUUUGUCGAACACUUUGCAAAGGACCCGGAAGACGCUGUACGGACCCUGCUGGCACGAACCAAGCUACAUGACUCCAGCGCAUCUAUUGGCCAGCUGCUCUAUCAGACUCCUGAACUCGACAGGGGCGUGUUGACGGCCUACCUCACCGCGCCAUCCCGCCGAGACCUGUUGGCCGCGUACGUUUCUCAACACCGCCUCACCGGGGUUUCGAUCGAAUCGGGCCUUCGGAGCCUAUUGCUGGAGCUGCGCUUUCCUCCGGACGUCAAAUCCUUCGAGGCCGUGCUCGUCAACUUUGCUCGGCACUGGGUAGCCUGCAACGCGGCGUUGGUCAAGCCAGGCUUCACCUUUGAGCUCGCCUCGGAUCUCGUCUUCGCAAUCAUGGCGCUGAACGACGCUUUGCACUCGACGUCAGGGGCGUCCGAGAUGCGCUCUGCGACGGCGCCGACCACUCCUGGCUUUUUCAGCGAGCCAUGCGGUGACCUGUCCAAGGCUGACUUCCUCGAGGUUUUCCGACAGCACGAUCCUGGCGCGGUUCUGUCUGACCGCACCCUCGGCCGCAUCUACCUCAGCGUUCGGUCGGAGCCAAUCGCCCAAGCUCUCUCCGCGGAUGAGGACAGAGUCACCAUCUGGAUCAAGGGCGGCAAGCUUCCGUCGAGGUUGACAUAUGGCCAGCCGUCCCAGCCCGUCACUCUGUGCAUCCCUGCCGCUGACCCAGAUCUGGCGAUCCGGCUCUACGCUCAGGAUAUGACAUUCGAGCCUCCUAUUCUCACCUUCGGAAAGUCGUGCGAGGCGAGUUUCACCAUGACGAGCAAGUCUCUAGGACAAAAACACGUCAUUUUCGUCCGCGCCGGGCGCAACGCCCGGCUCUACGCGGGAAACGAGGUACAGCUACCCGGGGCAGGCCAGCUCGAGGUGCAAGGCGUGGCGGAGCAAGCCGAGGCAGACGUGCCGCUACCACGGAGCCUCGCCGUCGUCAUUGAGCGCGCCUUCAUGAAGCACAGCUUCACCAUCACGUCUCACGAGUCCGACGGCGCGAAGCGUCACUUCAUGCUCAGUUUCGAGAGCGAGGCCAAAAUGCUGGGUUGGACACGCGCCAUCGAGCGGUCUUCAAGAACACUACAGGCCGACCUCGGAUACGGGCUCGGGAUUAGUGCCGGUCGCUUCGGCGAGCAGGAAGAGCGUCCGAACCCGUCUAUGCCACUCAGCGCGCGGAGCCGCCGUGCGGCAGAUGCCAUUGCUUUGCAAGUGCUUUGGGAAACGCUGGUCGCCAGCGACGACGCGGCAGGAUUCGAGCGAGGUCCUGGCCUAAGCCGCUCAGCAACCGUCCACGUUCCCACGCUCACUACAUCGCGGCACCCGGCCAUGCUCUCAGCCGCACCUCUGUUGGACCGACAAGCAUCGACAAGCCGUCACUAUUACGCUGGCGGCGCCGUCGGACAGCACGAGCGCGACCUCCUCAUCGCCUCUUCGAAGGCAAGCGCGACACAAGGCAAGCACGGCGAGCCGGCGGCCGCAGAAUCCUCGGCGCCCAAGGGUCCCGGCGCCGGGCACACAAAAGGCGCUGCGUCGCUCUCCUCUGCCCCGGUACCAGGCGACAAGCGCCAAGCGACGAUGGCCAAAGCGCCGGAAGCUGCGGCCAACAAGGACGCGGCCGAGAAGAAGGAGCUCGCGGGCGAGGAAGUCGUGACGAUUUGCAGGCAAAACAGCCUUCUCCCGCUCGUUCUGGCCCAUCUCGAUUCUCUCGCGGCGGGCACGGUCUGA